AUGCCCGUUAGAAGAAUUGCUCAACUAGUCCACUUGAAGCCCUCUGCCGUGGCAGCUUACAAGGAAUGUCACGCCAAUGUGUGGCCGGAGGUACUCCAGCAGAUCAAGGAAUGUAAUAUUCGAGAUUAUUCCAUAUUCUUUGACAAUGAGCGGACUUUAUUCGCGACGUUUAAGUAUGUCGGGGAGGAUUUUGAAGGGGAUAUGAAGCGCAUGAAGGCCAAUCCGAAGGUGAGGGAGUGGUGGGCCAUUACGGAUGGGAUGCAAGAGAGUCCAACGCCUGGGGCUAUAGGGAGUGCUGAGGGACCUUCGUGGUGGAAGCCGUUGGAGGAGGUUUUUUAUACGGAUUGA
Molecule: messenger RNA, 348 nt
Organism: Aspergillus alliaceus
Lineage: Eukaryota; Fungi; Ascomycota; Eurotiomycetes; Eurotiales; Aspergillaceae
Product: L-rhamnose mutarotase
Exons: 2
Coding region: 1-348 (115 amino acids)
Molecular function (GO): racemase and epimerase activity, acting on carbohydrates and derivatives
Source: RefSeq, a predicted model, not a curated record